AUGAAGCUCUCAAAGUCUCAGGCAGCUGCCAUCCUCCUGUUCUUAUCCAAUGCGGGACGAGCCAGCCCUGUCCGUAGCAACGCAACGGACAUGUUCACCGGAAAUACAACCGCUGCCCCGAUGGCCGCCACGACACAGCAACGGACGCUCGAGCCCCUGCACGGAUACUCCCCUCGUUCAAGACGGGGCCGUGGAGUCCGGGGCCGCCCGGCCGUCGAUGCCAACGCCAGUGGCGCGCACGUCAACUGGGAGGCGAUGGCCGACCAGCAUGCCGUUUCGUCCCGUGAUGUCGACCCGGAGGCCGACGACAUUGAAACGUACGACAUGGUGGCCAGUGACGGCGCCGACAUGGACGAGGCCACCGACGUCCUCAAAGGCUUUGAAGAUUCUGAGCACACCGAAGCACCGGAAGCCCUCGAAGACACCGCAGUGACCAAGGCUACAGAGGACCACGAAGCGAGCGAGGUCACCAGCAACAACGACACCCCCACCCCCACCCCCACUGCUACCACCACCGCCACCACCACUACUGCUGACACCACCGCAACCACCACCACCGCCGCCGACUUGGCCACUGCGGCCGCUGCGGCCACGGCUGCCACCACCACCAAUGCCGCCACCGCCACCAAUGCGGCCACCACCGUGGACGGCGACGACGCGUACUACGACGGCUCUUUCUGGGACGAGAUCGUGCACAAGUGGCGCGAGAGCCGCAAGUACCGCAAGCUGGCCAAGGCCAAGGCGGCCGCCGCCAAGGCGGAGGCCAAGGCGAUGAAGGCCCAGGCCAAGGCCGAGCUGGCGGCGUCCAAGGCCAAGGCCAAGGCGGACAUGGCCAAGGCCGAGGUGGAGAUGCUGGCCAACGGCGGGCUGCCGUAG
This is a messenger RNA of Sporothrix brasiliensis 5110, 876 nucleotides long. RefSeq lists its product as uncharacterized. Bases 1 to 876 code for a protein of 291 amino acids. NCBI's taxonomy places the organism in Eukaryota, Fungi, Ascomycota, Sordariomycetes, Ophiostomatales, Ophiostomataceae. The record is from RefSeq and is a predicted model, not a curated record. The transcript has a single exon.